ACUUAACUGAUUCUAAUUCAAUAUCAAAUUCUGAUAUCGAUUCUGAAACUCUUUCUGAAAACCCUAGCACUUCUAGUGACAAAACAUUAAGUGAAGACAAUAUUAGUACAGAUCAUAAUAAUAACACAGAUUAUACAGAUCAGUUUGAUGAAGAUAAUGGUUCCAUUAUUAAAACUAAACUACAAAAAAAUAGUAGUUGGAUUUGGCAGUAUUUUCGCAGAAGGCAUCUAUCACGAAAAUGGAAAACACAUGCAAAUUGUACUGUAAUCAUAAAAACUAAAAAAUCACCAAAUGGACGAGAAUGUGGUCAGUUAGUUAAAACUCAAGGUUCGACUGGUAAUUUUCAAACAUAUUUAAAUACACAUGUAAUUACCAAACCUACUAAAAUUACAAAUACAACUACACAACCAACAAUCACUGAAAUGUUUUAUUAUGCUACUAAACAAAAUUCUCAUCAAAAAGAGACUAUUGAUCAUGCUUUGACAAAAUGGAUAGUUACAAACUUACAACCUCUUUAUGUCCUACAAAAUGAAAGUUUUAUUGAAUUUGUUCAUGCAUUAAACCUAUAUUAUGAAUUACCAUCUGAUAAAUCUGUAAAAGCGCUAAUUCACAAAACACAAGAGUUAUUAAAAAUCUCAAAAGAACAAAUUGAUGAUAAUGAACAAAAAUUUCUUCAUGCGAUAUCUGAUACUCCAACAUUAACUAUGAAUGCAGAUACUAAUUAUAAUAUUCGUAAAGAUGCAAUUUAUUUAAAAUCAUUGAUGAUUACAGAAGAAGAAUGGAGAGUUCUUGAGGAACUAACUGUACUUUUGGCCCCUUUUGCUAAGAUUACCGAAUUACUAAAUAGUAGUAAUUAUUUUAUACUUAGUUUUAUGUGGCCAGCUAUUACUACUCUUACUAGAAACUGUGAACCAAUAUUGGCAAAUAUAGAUGAAGAAAUUAAUUUAAUAAGUAUAUUAACUAUUUUUGAUGAGAAAGAAGAGGAAGAUAUUGUUAAUUUGGAUGAAGAAUUAGAAAUUAUUACUACUGCAAAUGGAAAUAAAAUCAAGCUUAGUCAACCUCAAGAUACAGAUGAUUUAGUAGAAAAAGUAAAAGAAGAUUUACAUAAAGUGUUAUAUUAUUAUUGGAACAUACUACUUAAUAGUUCACUGAUUGCAAUGUUACUUGACCCUUACUGUAAAUCAAUGAACAAACUUGAUAGUUGGGAACAUGAUAAGGCCAUUAGUCUUUUGCAGGAAGAAUAUAAUUUACUUAAUACUGAAAAUGAAACUGUUACUAACUUACAGACUAAAGAACAAAAUGAGAGUCAAAUAAAUCUUUUUUCAAUAAUGUUCAGAUUGGAUACAACAUCAACACCUCAUAAGAAUGAAAUAGACAAAUAUCUUAAGAUUGAUCAAGUACCAGUUACAACUGAUCCACUUAAUUGGUGGAAAGGUAUUCAACAAAAGCUUUCAACCCUUGCUGGUUUAGCACACAAAUAUUUGGCCAUGCCUGCUAUAUCAACACCAAGCGAACAGUUAUUUUUAAGCACGGGUAAUUUAAUGAUAUCAAAGUGUACAUAA
Molecule: messenger RNA, 1562 nt
Organism: Cetraspora pellucida
Lineage: Eukaryota; Fungi; Glomeromycota; Glomeromycetes; Diversisporales; Gigasporaceae
Source: the annotation of a GenBank genome assembly